AUGACCACAAAUAUUGCUGAGUCGGUGAAUGCUAUGUUGAUUGACGAAAGGAAGUACCCCGUGGCAUCUAUAUUCAAUUCGAUUGCCAAGAGGUUUAGUGAAAUAUUCAGGGAGAGGCGUGCCUACGUCCUCAAAUAUAAGGAUAACAAAUUUAUUCCCGCCGCCGAAAAGAUCUUAAGAGACAAUAUGAGCGAGGGCGACUCCUUCUAUGUGGAGAACAUAAGCGGGGACGAAAGGCAAUACCCUGUGUUUAGAAGUAGUUGUACGACCAAAGUUGACCUACCGAAAAGGUGGUGUUCUUGCAGGAAGUUUAACCUGGUUAAAGUACUAUGCGAUCACAUGAUGGCUGCUUUGCGAUCGAAGCACAGUGAAGAAUAUGGUUUGAGAGCCUAUGAUUACUCUUCGCCCCUGUAUAAAGUGGAAGAGUACUUCCUUGUGUAUUUAAAAUCAAUUAAUGUUGUCUUUUUGGAGUCUGAAUGGUGCGUUCCAUAA
Messenger RNA from Capsicum annuum, 492 nucleotides. RefSeq lists its product as uncharacterized. Gene Ontology annotation, molecular function: zinc ion binding. The record is from RefSeq and is a predicted model, not a curated record. The coding region runs from base 1 to 492 and encodes 163 amino acids. NCBI's taxonomy places the organism in Eukaryota, Viridiplantae, Streptophyta, Magnoliopsida, Solanales, Solanaceae. The transcript has a single exon.